Molecule: messenger RNA, 393 nt
Organism: Octopus bimaculoides (California two-spot octopus)
Lineage: Eukaryota; Metazoa; Mollusca; Cephalopoda; Octopoda; Octopodidae
Source: RefSeq, a predicted model, not a curated record
AUGAUGUUUCCUCAAGUAAUAUCAGAGGACGUAGGUUUAUACAAAAAGACUGAAUCCUGCUUUCAAGUAAGUGAAAACGCUAUGCCUGCACUUAAAUCUAACAGAAAAGUACCGUUCAUGGCAACUGAAAUUGUAAAUGAUGAGUUGGACAGACUGAAAAAGAGUGAAAUCAUUAAAAAGGUGGAUUACUCUAAGUGGAUGGCACCCAUUGUGUGCACCAAGAAGAAAAAUAAUAACAUUAGGCUGUGUGCUGAUUUCUCUACAGGAUUGAACAUCUGCUUAAAGACAUGCCACCGUCCACACCCGACUCCAGAGGAUAUUUUUGCAAAAUUAAAUGGUGGAAAAAUUUUCUCCAAAUUGGAUCUGUUUGACCUUUAUUAUGGAUUAAAGUAA